Syngnathoides biaculeatus (alligator pipefish) is the source of this 959-nucleotide messenger RNA. It is a transcript of the gene smndc1, whose product is annotated as survival motor neuron domain containing 1. Gene Ontology annotation, biological process: regulation of alternative mRNA splicing, via spliceosome; mRNA processing. The coding region runs from base 154 to 873 and encodes 239 amino acids. The record is from RefSeq and is a predicted model, not a curated record. Gene Ontology annotation, cellular component: cytoplasm; nucleus; precatalytic spliceosome. Gene Ontology annotation, molecular function: RNA binding. Lineage: Eukaryota; Metazoa; Chordata; Actinopteri; Syngnathiformes; Syngnathidae. The transcript is spliced from 6 exons.
CGUGUUAUCGCGAGAUAUUCCGCAGAAGGGCUUCAAAGUACGACGUCCAUUGUUGUUGUCCCCCAUCGCUCUUGUAUUUUUAUUUUUGCCGAAUUCGUAGACCUGUGAGGUGAAUGCUUACCUAAUUUAUUUCACAGGUGAAGUCAUACAGAGAUGUCAGAGGACUUGGUGAAACAGCUCGGCAGCUACAAAGCUCAGCUACAGCAGGUUGAGGUUGCCUUGUCCACCGACCAAGAAAAUGAGGAUCUUCUCAAGCUACAGAAAGAUCUGCAGGAAGUCAUCGACUUGACCAAGGACCUUUUGGCCUCGCAGCCCGCGGAAGCUACGCCCAGUGCCAAUGGCUCCGCCCCGGCGCCCAUCAGGCACAUCUGGAAAGUGGGAGACAAGUGUCUGUCCGUGUGGAGUCAGGACGGACAGGUGUAUGAGGCCGAGAUCGAGGAGAUAGACCACGAGAACAGCACGGCCGCCGUCACCUUCACGGGCUACGGCAACGCCGAAAUCAUCCCGCUGCAGAACCUCAAAGCCGUGGAGGACCGCAGGCGGCUCGAGGACGACCUCGGCUUGUCCAGGAACAAAUCCCGAAAGGAGCAGAUAGCCGAGCAGCGAGAAUACAAAAAGAAGAAAGCCCAGAAGAAGGUGCUGAGGAUGAAGGAACUGGAGCAGGAGCGAGAGGACCAAAAGUCCAAGUGGCAACAGUUCAACAACAAAGCCUACUCGAAAAACAAGAAAGGACAGGUGAAGAGAAGCAUAUUUGCGUCUCCGGAAAGCGUCAACGGCAAAGUGGGGGUGGGCACGUGCGGCAUCGCAGACAAGCCCAUGACGCAGUACAACGACACAUCCAAAUACAACGUCAGGCAUUUAAUGCCGCAGUAACCCCCAACCCGGCUGCGUAUCCUGUAAAUACAUUGCCCCCCUCCCCCCUCACCCGGCCGUAUACUGGAAUAAAACAGUGUUGUCCA